UGUUUCUGGGAAAGGAAGAGAAAAGAUGAAAUAGAAAACAAGAAAGGUACAUUGCCCAGAAAAUAAAAAAAUACAAAAGUGCGUCAGCCGCUUACGCCGAGAGCUCCAGCCACGGCCCACGGGGUUUCCACUUUCUUCUUCUCCGUUCGAUCAGCAAAAGCGAUCCAUCCCCCGAGCUCAGCCUUCGCUACACCUCCCUCUCCGGAAUCCCCCCAUCCAUAGUUCUAGGCGUCAAGAUUGCGCGGAACCGAACCGAUCCGUUUUCGGUUCUAUCCCCACUAGAUCUGGAGGUACUUCUCUCAAUUUGUACACUCAGUUCGGUUACAUUUGAGAAAAGACAGGACAGGAAAAUGUAUUGUUCUCCCUGUAGCAUUUAAUCUCUACAGUGAAAAAAAUUCAACUCAAAUUUUUCACACAGCCGUGUUGAGCUCAUUUGACCGGAACUUCAAACGUACACUUGUAUACGCACACGAACAUAUACAGCCGCAAUCGUAGCUUUAUCGGUUGCUUCAGCUUUGCCAGGAUGAAUUGAGUUGUGCUUCAUUUAUACGGCAUCUGUCGAGGCACAAGACUUAAGAUGGGGAUCUUUGAUGGUUUGCCCGUGUCUCCUGCAAAAUCAUAUCUGAGGGAAGAGCUUGCUAGAAUAGAUGAGAGUUGGGCUGCAGCACGCUUUGAUUCAUUACCUCAUGUUGUCCAUAUUUUGACAUCGAAAGAUCGUGACGGUGAGAUUGAGUUUUUGAAGGGGCAAAGUGACGUGAUUGAGGAGGUCGUGGAUGAAGUAGUGCAUGCUUAUCAUGGUGGCUUCAAUAAAGCGAUUCAAAAUUAUUCCCAGAUCCUGAGGUUGUUCAGUGAAUCCACAGAAAGUAUAGGUGUCUUAAAGGCUGAUUUAGCUGAGGCAAAGAAGCGUCUUAGUGCCCGCAAUAAGCAAUUGCAUCAGUUAUGGUAUCGGUCAGUAACGUUGCGUCACAUAAUUUCCCUCUUGGAUCAAAUUGAGAGCAUAGCCAAGGUUCCAACUUGUAUUGAAAAGCUAAUUGCCGACAAGCAGUUUUAUGCUGCAGUUCAGUUGCAUGUUCAGUCAACACUGAUGCUCGAGCGAGAGGGGCUUCAAACUGUUGGUGCUCUUCAAGAUGUCCGGUCAGAGCUGACGAAGUUGCGAGGAGUUCUUUUUUAUAAAGUUUUGGAGGAUUUGCAUGCACACCUGUACAACAAAGGUGAAUACAGCUCAGCUGCCUCAAGCAUGUAUGAAAAGGAUGACGAAGUGCCAACGACGACGGCAGUUGCAUUAUCUGUGAAUAAUUCACAACCUCUAUCUCGAAGAACCAGGUUACUGAAAGGUGACAACCACAUUGGUUUUCAUGCGGAUGGAUCAUAUAGGUCGGGUUCUGUUGAUGGAGGUUCAUCUUUUGAUGGCCAUGAUGAGGAGGGUGCUCUAGAACCACGCGAUGAUGCCACCUCAGAUGGGCAUAUGGCAUCAGCUAGGGUUAAUGGCGGUGAUGGUAAUCUAAAGGAUGCCAAAACCCUUCCUCGUGAAAUGCCACCAUGGCUUUCAAAUUCCACUCCAGAUGAAUUUCUUGAAACAAUAAAGAAGAGUGAUGCUCCACUUCAUGUGAAAUAUUUGCAAACUAUGGUUGAGUGCCUCUGCAUGCUUGGCAAAGUUGCUGCUGCUGGUGCUAUAAUAUGCCAAAGAUUGCGACCAACAAUUCAUGAGAUUAUCAUGUUCAAGAUUAAAGCUCACGCAGAACUUGUUAGUACUUCAAGGUAUGGCAUCGUACAGGGUGACCGCACUGCUACUGCAGGUCUUCAUUUUAUGAAAGGGCAAUUAGAAAGCUUCCAGUUUCCCAAACAUAAGCGUCAGAACGGGAUAUCUCUGUCUGGGACUCUUUUGGCUGUGAGCCCUGUGUCACCCGUGAUGGCUCCCACAGGAAAAGCACAGGCUGCUGCAAGGGAGCUUCUGGAUUCAAUAUUGGACACCGUUGUUCGGAUAUUUGAGAAUCAUGUCAUUGUUGGAGAGAUUCUAGAAUCAAAAUCCACUCAUCAAAUUGAAGCAAACACACCAAGGUCAACGCCAACAGAUUGGAACUCGGAUUCUGAAGCAUCUCAAAUUACCGGGGGCUACAACAUUAGCUUUUCCUUGACAGUUUUGCAGAGUGAAUGUCAACAACUCAUUUGUGAGAUUCUGCGAGCAACUCCCGAAGCCGCAUCUGCAGAUGCUGCCGUACAAACAGCUAGACUUGCAAGCAAGGCCCCUUCCAAGGAAAAGAGGGACCGACCUGGGGAGGGUCUUACCUUUGCUUUUCGUUUCACCGAUGCUACAAUAGCUAUUCCUAACCAGGGAGUUGACCUCAUUCGCCAAGGAUGGAGUAGGAGGGGUCCGAAUGUAUUGCAGGAAGGUUAUGGAUCUGCAACAGUCUUACCCGAGCAAGGCAUAUAUCUAGCCGCAUCUGUAUAUCGACCUGUGCUUCAGUUUACAGAUAAGGUUGCUUCAAUGCUGCCAACAAAGUAUGCCCAGCUUGGGAAUGAUGGAUUGCUUUCAUUUGUGGAAAACUUCGUGAAGGACCACUUUUUACCAACUAUGUUUGUAGACUACCGAAAGAGUGUACAGCAAGCUAUAUCAAGUCCAGCUGCAUUUCGGCCGAGGGCACAUACUGGUGCUACUUAUACUCCAUUGGUUGAGAAGGGUAGACCAGUCUUACAAGGGCUUUUGGCUAUCGAUUUCUUGGCAAAAGAGGUGCUUGGAUGGGCUCAAGCAAUGCCUAAAUUUGCCGGUGACCUUGUGAAGUAUGUGCAGACUUUCCUUGAGCGUGCAUAUGAAAGAUGUCGUACUUCAUACAUGGAGGCAGUGCUUGAGAAGCAGAGUUAUAUGCUCAUUGGGAGGUACGAUAUUGAGAAAUUGAUGCGACGUGAUCCAGCAAGUUCUUGUUUACCAAAUCAACUUGAUCAGUCAAACAUUGACAACAAUGCCUCUGGUGCUGGAAGUGUCGAGGUUGAACUAGAACUGAGCGAUUCAUUGUUGGCUUUGCGGCCCAUUAAGCAGGAGAAUCUAAUUCGUGAUGAUAACAAGCUCAUUUUGCUAGCAUCCCUUAGCGAUUCAUUGGAGUAUGUUGCAGACUCAAUUGAAAGGCUUGGACAACUAAACUCAAGGGUAUCCAAUAAAAUAGAGGAUAAUCCCAAGCACCGUCAUACUCGAACAAGCAGUGCACCUACUAGGGAUCUGGCAUCAUUUGCUGAUGAGUACAGGAAAUUAGCAAUAGAUUGCCUUAAGGUUUUACGUGUGGAGAUGCAGUUGGAGACGAUUUUCCAUAUGCAGGAAAUGACAAAUAGGGAAUAUUUGGAGGACCUAGAUGCUGAAGAGCCAGAUGACUUUAUUAUUUCACUCACUGCUCAGAUAACACGUAGGGACGAGGCAAUGGCACCUUUUAUUGCGAGUCCAAAGCGGAAUUACAUAUUUGGUGGAAUUUGUAGUGUUGCGACAAAUUCAUCUAUCAAGGCUUUGGCUGAUAUGAAAUCCAUCAACCUUUUUGGGGUUCAACAGAUAUGCCGGAAUUCAAUAGCACUAGAACAGGCCCUGGCAGCUAUCCCAUCAAUUAACAGCGAAGCUGUUCAACAGAGAUUGGACCGUGUCCGUACUUACUACGAACUUCUAAACAUGCCAUUUGAGGCCUUGUUAGCCUUCAUUGUGGAGCAUGAGAACAUUUUUACAGAUGCAGAGUACAUGACUCUUCUAAAGGUCCAGGUCCCAGGAAGAGAUAUUCCUGCUGAUGCACAGGAUCGUGUAUCAGAGAUUUUAUCCCAUUAGCUUUUCCAGUUCUGGAUUUAGAUUGAAUUGUCGCAUAUCAAAUUGUAAGGUUCUUUGUUCUAGACGUGGCGUGUUGCUCGAAUGCGUAUGAGAUUGUUAUUUCUUAGGAAAGGCUGAUGCUGCAAUCGGAUGUAGAUGCCACUUCCAUGGAAGUCACCACUCAGCAUGUGCCAUACCGUGGUUUAGUCUGUGACAUAUUAUUCUGGUGAGACUGAUACCGUUGCUUUUGUCAUUGUAAUUUGUUCAUGGGUAGUAUCAAUUUUGGGCGUUUUAUAUUUUCCUUUUGGGCUUUACGAAGUUUCAAUUCAGCAAACCUGAGAACAAACAGAAAACUCGAUGUAUAUUUGCGAUGCUGAGUAUUAUUAUUUGUAAAUCAUUCAAAAUAAUUUUCACAGAA
Molecule: messenger RNA, 4193 nt
Organism: Carya illinoinensis
Lineage: Eukaryota; Viridiplantae; Streptophyta; Magnoliopsida; Fagales; Juglandaceae
Product: exocyst complex component SEC8-like
Exons: 28
Coding region: 578-3796 (1072 amino acids)
Biological process (GO): Golgi to plasma membrane transport; exocytosis
Cellular component (GO): exocyst
Source: RefSeq, a predicted model, not a curated record